Messenger RNA from Drosophila guanche, 1219 nucleotides. RefSeq names its product actin-42A-like. Gene Ontology annotation, biological process: mitotic cytokinesis. The record is from RefSeq and is a predicted model, not a curated record. The coding region runs from base 84 to 1214 and encodes 376 amino acids. The transcript is spliced from 2 exons. Lineage: Eukaryota; Metazoa; Arthropoda; Insecta; Diptera; Drosophilidae.
CGCGUAACCGGGGAGAAACAAAAACAUUAUCAUUUCAAAAUUUCGUUUUGAUAUUCGGCACAACCCAAGAAAACGACUGCAGCAUGUCGGACGAGGAGGUGGUGGCACUGGUGAUUGACAAUGGUUCGGGCAUGUGCAAGGCUGGUUUCGCUGGCGACGAUGCCCCACGUGCCGUGUUCCCAUCGAUAGUUGGUCGUCCGCGCCAUCAGGGCGUAAUGGUGGGCAUGGGACAGAAGGACUCUUAUGUUGGCGAUGAGGCACAGAGCAAGCGUGGCAUACUCACACUCAAGUAUCCCAUUGAGCAUGGCAUCGUGACCAAUUGGGAUGACAUGGAGAAGAUUUGGCAUCACACGUUCUACAAUGAGCUGCGUGUGGCACCCGAGGAGCAUCCCGUGCUGCUCACAGAAGCUCCCUUGAACCCGAAAGCUAAUCGCGAGAAGAUGACCCAAAUUAUGUUUGAAACAUUCAACACUCCAGCCAUGUAUGUGGCCAUACAGGCAGUGCUGUCGCUGUAUGCCUCCGGACGCACCACUGGCAUCGUGCUGGACUCUGGGGAUGGUGUGUCCCAUACCGUGCCCAUCUACGAGGGCUAUGCCCUACCCCAUGCCAUCCUGCGUUUGGAUCUGGCUGGACGUGAUCUCACCGAAUACCUCAUGAAGAUCCUGACCGAACGGGGCUACUCGUUCACGACCACCGCAGAGCGUGAAAUAGUGCGCGACAUUAAGGAGAAACUUUGCUACAUUGCGCUGGACUUUGAGCAGGAGCUGGCCACGGCUGCCUCCAGUUCAUCGCUGGAGAAAUCUUACGAACUGCCCGAUGGACAGGUGAUUACCAUUGGCAACGAGCGUUUCCGCUGUGCCGAGACGCUCUAUCAGCCCUCGUUCCUGGGCAUGGAGGCGUGCGGUGUACACGAGACGACCUACAACUCAAUCAUGAAGUGCGAUGUGGACAUACGCAAGGAUCUGUAUGGGAAUAUUGUGCUGUCUGGUGGCACCACCAUGUAUCCUGGCAUAGCUGAUCGCAUGCAAAAGGAGAUUACUGCACUGGCUCCAUCGACAAUGAAAAUUAAGAUCAUUUCACCGCCCGAGCGCAAAUAUUCCGUGUGGAUUGGUGGCUCCAUAUUGGCAUCGCUCUCCACCUUUCAGCAGAUGUGGAUCUCAAAGCUGGAGUACGAUGAAUCUGGGCCAUCCAUAGUGCAUCGCAAGUGCUUCUAAAAAUA